AUGGACCGGCGGGGGAUAACCCGGUCCCCGCAGAACGGAGGAUCCCAAGCCCCUAGCCCCUCGACUGCAUCCACGGCCUUCCUAAGCAAGGAGGGAGAGGGGACCUCCAAGAUGGUGGACUCACCAGACUCAGCAAUGCUACACGAGCAACCACCUAUCAGACGGGGUGCAGACACCAAAGCGAGAGACUCAAUCAACAUAAUAUUUGACUGGUUUUGGGCUAAACUACUGGCACGGUUACAGUCAAUUGAACCAAGUCAUACAGAGACUAAAAUGCACAGAGCAAGCAAAGGGAAGACCUGGGAAACCUCCUCAAGAUGUAUAGGAGCCUUCAACUACAACUUCCCGAAGCCGGGGCCCUCCCGGGUGGAGAGCAACAGGGGUCGAACCCCAAAGAGGCCAACCACACCAGCGGAGGGCAGAAAAAAGAAAACAAAGACAGAUGACCACAGACCACUGCACCAUUCCAGCAGGGACGACCCUGGGCCGCAUAGGAACCUAGGCUCAUGGCACCAGGCCACCAGCUCUCGCAAAGGACCGGGGCAGAAGGGUACAAGCGGCAAACCACAGACCCAUAUGACCCUCAGGAACACUAAACUCAGGUCCACACGGGAAACACCGAGACAGGGGCGCGCCAGUUUGGGCCCCCAAUGCAGCCUGGAAUAA
Molecule: messenger RNA, 666 nt
Organism: Pelobates cultripes (western spadefoot toad)
Lineage: Eukaryota; Metazoa; Chordata; Amphibia; Anura; Pelobatidae
Source: the annotation of a GenBank genome assembly